Molecule: messenger RNA, 780 nt
Organism: Cylicostephanus goldi
Lineage: Eukaryota; Metazoa; Nematoda; Chromadorea; Rhabditida; Strongylidae
Source: the annotation of a GenBank genome assembly
AUGGGAAUCGAAAGUGAUCCGGAGAUAAUCCGCAUCAAUCAGGUUUAUACUUGGGCGCCAAGUCAGCUCUCCUCAUUGCCACUAUCUGCGCAACGAACGGCAAUAACGCUUGAGGAAGAUCCAGCGAAAGCGGAAGCUUUUCAGCGGGAGGUUCACACGGACUUUAUGCAAAUGCGAGGUCAACCUGAGUUGUCUUGGAUGGAGUACAUGGCUCUCCCAUCGCGACAGCCAACUAUUUUGUGUGUAAUCUUUCGUUCUUUGAUAGAAAGCCCUCCGGAACACCAGAUUGUGCCACCUGUGAUCUACCAAGUCCUUGAGCGUCAAACUUGUCGCGAGCAUGUAUUAGCCGUGAAUGCGUUGGUAGACUAUAUUAUCUCGCAAAUGAACGCAGAAAAAAACUUGGAGGAGUUCUUGCCUAUGAUGAUUCGCGUGCUGAAUUUGAUGGUUUUUCAUCGACAUGUCAUGACCUUUGAUAGACUUCUUUUGGCAUUAGUUUUACAUCCAGCAACUGACCACGCUAGCCAAAUUGCAAUGGUCAUUGUCCAGGCCCUUUUGAACUGCACAGAGAUCAACGAAAGGAUUGAUUUCUACUGCCGAUAUAUACCUAAACGGGAUGUAGACGCUCCAGAGCACUUCCGCCGUCUUGCUGAGUAUCAUAGGAAGUUUCCUGAAAUGACAUUCGGUGAAAUGGCCAACAGACCCCCAAUGAUGGCUGAAAUAAUCAACUCAAGAAUGCACUAUCCAAUAUAUUACGGCAGUCUUAUAGAGCGAUUGUUGCCG